Candidozyma auris is the source of this 2304-nucleotide messenger RNA. It is a transcript of the gene LEU1, whose product is annotated as 3-isopropylmalate dehydratase LEU1. Gene Ontology annotation, biological process: L-leucine biosynthetic process. The record is from RefSeq and is a predicted model, not a curated record. The transcript has 2 exons. Gene Ontology annotation, cellular component: 3-isopropylmalate dehydratase complex. NCBI's taxonomy places the organism in Eukaryota, Fungi, Ascomycota, Pichiomycetes, Serinales, Metschnikowiaceae. Bases 1 to 2304 code for a protein of 767 amino acids. Gene Ontology annotation, molecular function: 3-isopropylmalate dehydratase activity; 4 iron, 4 sulfur cluster binding.
AUGUUAGUUUUUGAGGACCACAUUGUCCACAAGGACGAGAGCGGCUCGUACCUUCUCUACAUAGACCGCCACUUGGUGCACGAGGUGACCUCACCCCAAGCGUUUGAAGGGCUCAAGAACGCCAACAGAAAAGUCAGAAGAACUGACUGUACUUUGGCCACCGUCGACCACAACAUUCCCACCGUUCCCAGAACAAAUUUCAAAAAUGUCGAAACUUUCGUGGAGCAGGAGGACUCCAAACUUCAGGUGAUGACACUUGAGCAGAACGUCAAGGACUUCGGCGUAACUUACUUUGGCAUGACUGACGACCGCCAGGGAAUCGUCCAUGUCAUUGGCCCAGAGCAAGGCUUCACACUUCCAGGUACAACAAUGGUUUGUGGUGACUCCCACACAUCGACCCACGGAGCGUUUGGCGCUUUGGCGUUCGGUAUCGGUACCUCUGAAGUGGAGCACGUUUUGGCUACCCAAACAAUUAUCCAGGCCAAGUCGAAGAACAUGAGAAUCAGCGUGAAUGGUGACUUAGCUCCAGGCAUCACUUCCAAGGAUCUCGUCUUGCACGUUAUUGGUGUCAUUGGCACUGCUGGUGGUACUGGGUGUGUGAUUGAGUUUGCUGGCUCUGCCAUUGAGGCUCUUUCCAUGGAAGCUCGUAUGUCCAUCUGUAACAUGUCCAUUGAGGCUGGUGCUCGUGCGGGUAUGAUCAAGCCCGACGAGAUUACCUUCAACUACCUUAAAGGCAGACCUUUGGCUCCCAAGGGUGCUGAAUGGGAUAAGGCUGUCAAGUACUGGAGCACCUUGCACAGCGAUGAAGGUGCUCAUUUCGACUACGACAUCAACAUCAACGCCGCCGAUAUUGUGCCCACCAUCACGUGGGGUAACUCCCCUCAGGAUGCUUUGCCCAUCACCGCCAAGGUUCCUGAUCCUGCCAACGUCCUGGAUCCAAUCAAGAAAGCUGGUAUGGAAAGAGCUCUUGCGUACCAGGGCCUCACGCCGAACACGCCUCUCCAAGAAAUCACUAUUGACAAGGCGUUCAUUGGCUCAUGCACUAAUUCUAGAAUUGAAGACUUGAGAAAUGCUGCUAAAGUUUGUAAGGGUUACAAGAAAGCUGACACCGUCAAGGAGGUGCUCGUUGUACCAGGAUCUGGUCUUGUUAAGCGCCAAGCAGAGAAGGAAGGUCUCGAUAAGAUCUUUGAGGCUGCUGGUUUCUCGUGGAGAGAAGCUGGAUGUUCGAUGUGUCUUGGAAUGAACCCAGACAUUCUUGAUCCGGAAGAAAGAUGUGCAUCCACUUCGAACAGGAACUUCGAGGGCCGUCAAGGUGCUAGAUCCAGAACCCAUUUGAUGUCUCCUGCGAUGGCCGCCGCUGCUGCUAUCAAGGGUCAUUUUACAGAUAUUAGAGAAUGGAAGUAUGAUACUUCGGACGAACCAGCCAUGCAGAUUGACUCUUCCGGUCCUGAGGACCAGGAAUUGCAAGAUGCUGUAUACGAGCAUGAGAAACAGCCUCUUGAGUCUUCAUCAUCUCUUGAAGAUGACAGAAUCAACGAUAUUCCUCAGGAACACGAGGCCUCUCUCACCGUGGACGAAGCUGCAACUACGGACGCUCCUGCUGGCAUGGAUAAGUUCACAGUUCUCUCAAGCAUCACGGCACCUUUGGACAAGGCCAAUGUCGACACCGACGCCAUCAUCCCUAAGCAGUUCUUGAAGACCAUCAAGAGAACCGGUCUCAGUAAAGGUCUUUUCUACGAGUUGAGAUUUAUCAAGGACGACCAAGGCAAGGACGUCGAGACCGACUUUGUGUUGAACGUGGAGCCAUACCGCCAAGCGGAGAUUUUGUUGGUCACUGGUGACAACUUUGGCUGUGGUUCAUCUCGUGAGCACGCUCCUUGGGCGUUGAAAGACUUUGGUAUCAAGUGUAUGAUUACCCCAUCCUUUGGUGAUAUCUUCUACAACAACUCGUGCAAGAACGGUUUGUUGCCUAUCAGAUUGCCUCAGGAAGUGAUCAAGGACAAGUUAUACCCCUUGGCUGUUGCUGGCAAGAAGCUCACUAUCGACUUGCCCAAUCAGCAGAUCCUCAAUGGCGAGACCAAUGAGGUUUUGGUUGACCACUUUGACAUCGAGGAGUUCAGAAAACACUGUCUUGUCAACGGUCUCGAUGACAUUGGCUUGACUUUGCAGAAGGAAGAGUACAUCCGCAAGUACGAGGAGAAGAGAAGAGACAAGUUUUCUUUCUUGGAAGGCGGCUCCAAGCGCAUCACGCCAAUCAAAGGCGCAAAAAAGUCCAAGUAUGGCCUUAAGACCCAGGAAUGGUAA